This is a messenger RNA of Ambispora gerdemannii, 894 nucleotides long. Lineage: Eukaryota; Fungi; Glomeromycota; Glomeromycetes; Archaeosporales; Ambisporaceae. The record is from the annotation of a GenBank genome assembly.
AUGCUUCGUACAUGCGCAACGCGGAUAAAACCACUCGCUAAAACCCACCUUGCAACCACAACAAAGAUUCUAAUACGAAAAAAAUGUACACUAUCCGACACACGAAUCCCCAUGGCCUCGCGCUCCACCAUUACUACCUGUAACAUUAUCAAUAGUACGAAUGCUAUCAACGCUACAAAACGCACCUUUUUCUCCACGCCUCUAAAACGCCGUGCAGCGGCAGAGGGAGCAACUCCUCCCCCGCCUUCACCACCAAAAUCACGAAAAGGUCCGCAUCCCCUUGCACUUUUGGCCGUGGCUUCGGUCGGAUUUUCUUUUUACCUCGUUCUGGUCAGGACUCGAGGCGGUCCUGGUUCAGGUAAAGGCACUCAAAGCGAAAAUCUUGUAAAGGACUUUGGAUUUAUUCAUCUUUCCGCGGGAGAUCUCCUCCGUGCUGAACAACAAAGACCGGACUCAUUAUAUGGUGAAUUGAUUGAUAAAGCGAUCAAAGCUGGCGAAAUUGUUCCCAUGGAAAUUACCAUUGUCUUGCUUGAACAAGCAAUGCGAGAAAGUGGUGGCAAACGUUUCUUGAUUGAUGGGUUCCCGAGAAAAAUGGAUCAAGCUAUUAAAUUUGAGGAGGAUGUCGUCGAAGCUCAUUCAGUACUCUUCUUUGACUGUCCCGAAAAAGUGAUGCUUGAACGACUACUUGAACGCGGAAAGACCAGUGGUCGCGCAGAUGACAACCUCGACUCUAUACGAAAACGAUUUAUCACGUUCAAACAACAAAGUUACCCCGUCGUUGAGUAUUACCAGAAGCAAAGCAAAGUGCAUUCGAUCUCUUGUGAGGAUUCGCCGGACACGGUUUAUCAAGAAGUCAAGAAAACUUUUAAUGCGGAGUUUAAUGAGAAUAAGUAA